CGGAGAUUCUUCCUUAGCUAUUUUUACCACCAUCAAACCACAUAAUGCCAAGAUCUAAGCGUUCCAAGCUCGUUACAUUGGCCCAGACCGAUAAGAAGGGAAGAGAAAACAAGACCCGUAUUUUUGACGAAGUCAGAGAAGCUCUUGAUGAAUACAAAUACCUUUGGGUUUUACAAUUAGAUGAUGUCCGUACUCCAGUAUUACAAGAUAUCCGUUCUGAUUGGGUUGGAUCCAAGUUGAUGUUGGGUAAGAGAAGAGUCUUGGAAAAGGCCUUGGGUGACACCCCAGCCGAAGAGUACAAGGAAAACUUGCACAAGUUGUCCAAGUUGUGUCUUGGUGUAUCAGGAUUGUUGUUUACCAAUGAAUCUCCUGACACUGUUAAGGCUUACUUCACUGCUUACACCAAGGCCGACUACUCCCGUGCCAAGUCUAGAGCUCCUAUCGACUUCACAAUCCCAGAAGGUGUUGUCUACCUGAGAGGUGGUCAAAUCCCAAUUGAAGAAGAUGUACCAAUGUCCCACUCUUUGGAAGAAACUUUAAGAAACAAGUUGAAGGUUCCAACCAAGAUUAAGGCCGGAAAGAUCACCAUUGCCGAGCCAUACUCCGUUUGUCGCCAGGGCGACGUUUUGGACAUCAGACAGGCGUUACUCUUGAAGCAAUUCGGUGUAGCUGCUUCUGAGUUCAAGGUCAAGAUGAUUGCCUACUACAGCAACGAAGACGCUGAACUCGUCAAGCUCUAAACCCCUCCAUUGUCAUUUUCACUGCACUCUGUGCUCGGAUUCUCUGAAUUAGUUUUGUAUAAUACUCGCGUUUAAAAA
Molecule: messenger RNA, 818 nt
Organism: [Candida] anglica
Lineage: Eukaryota; Fungi; Ascomycota; Pichiomycetes; Serinales; Debaryomycetaceae
Source: the annotation of a GenBank genome assembly